Messenger RNA from Pectinophora gossypiella (pink bollworm), 15956 nucleotides. RefSeq names its product low-density lipoprotein receptor-related protein 1 (gene LRP1). The record is from RefSeq and is a predicted model, not a curated record. NCBI's taxonomy places the organism in Eukaryota, Metazoa, Arthropoda, Insecta, Lepidoptera, Gelechiidae. The transcript is spliced from 91 exons. Bases 264 to 14225 code for a protein of 4653 amino acids. Gene Ontology annotation, molecular function: protein binding; calcium ion binding.
UGUUGCAGCGGAGCGGACGGGUUGCUGUUUAUUCAUUCACUGCUUCACAAAAGAAUUUGUUUUGUUCCAACAAAGUGUUUAUUGGCGUUCGUUUUCAUAUAAAUCUGCGCCGAAUUAUAAGAGAGAUUAUUAUUCAAUUUUAGUUUUAGGGGAUUGUUAGUGUUGUAAGAGAGUAGUAUAUCGUGAUAGUAAACAGAAAUAGAAUAUCGGAUGUGUGCCGGUGCGAUGUUUGUGUGUUGAGUGCGGUGGUGUUUGGCGUCGGCAUGACUGGCGCAGGGACGUUGGUGCUGGUGGGGCUGGUAGCAGGGCUGGUGGCCAGCUCGGGGGCAGCAGACGCAGGCACAACGCUGCCCAACCCAGGCAUACCAGGCGAGGAGUUAACCCCUUCAGAGGUGACAUGCGACGCGGGACAGUGGCGCUGCGCAGACGGCGCCCGCUGUGUGCCGCUCGCGUGGCGCUGUGAUGGCCGGCCCCAUUGCGCAGACGCAUCCGAUGAGUUUGAUUGCACGUGGAACACGACAUGCAGCGGUCAGUUCCGCUGCGCGCGCAGCGGGCUGUGUAUCGCGGAGUCGUGGCGCUGCGACGGCGACCCCGACUGCGGGCCCAAGGACGCCUCCGAUGAGGACCCCUACAUGUGCGAGAAAGACUUCAAGUGUCCAGGCAACGAGGCUCGGUGCGCGACGCCCAUAGCUGGCCAGUUCACCUGCGUGGCUGUCAGCAGGUUCUGUGAUGGCGUCCGGGACUGCCUCGACGGCAGCGACGAGUGGGACAUCUGUGACAACUUCACCCAAACGCAGUGCGCCCCGCUGGGCUGCAAGGAGGGAUGCAAACCAACUCACGAGGGACUCGCCUGCUACUGCAAGACUGGAUUUGAACCGAAUGACGGGAAAUGUGUAGACACGGACGAGUGUGUGCGCGAGGAGGCAUGCUCUCAAUCGUGUCACAACACGGUGGGCUCGUUCCAGUGCGCAUGCGUGGCCGGGUACGUGAUGCAGCCCGACGGGAAGACAUGCCUCGCUGUUAAUGAGCCACAGAACGUGCCGGCAUCGCUGAUAGUGGCGACCCAGACCGACCUGCGCCACGUGUGGCACGGGCCACACCCGACACACCCCAACGACCACCGGCACUCUAUACCGGCUCUGGGGGUCAGAGCUGUAGAUUAUUUGUAUGCUAAUGGCACGGUAUGUUACGUACACCACAACAUGAGCAAGAGUGGUAUAACAUGCGUUAAGGCAGACGAUUUCUCCCAGCGCACCCUACUGCCUAUACCCGCGCUGUUUCCCGAUGUUAACUCUGUAAGCCACAUGGCGAUCGACUGGAUAUCCCUCACGUGGUACCUGGUGGAUGAGGGUCGCGAGGCGCUGUACUGCUGCUCCCACCAGCUGAGUCACUGCCGGCUGCUUCUGGACUCGGGUCUCAACAAGCUGCACGGGUUCGCCAUAGACCCCACACAAGGCUACAUGUUCUGGACUGUAUGGGGCGCAGCAGCCCCGACUGUGGGCCGCGCGGACCUGGCAGGUCAGAACCGGACCUCAUUAGCCUCGCUGAAGCUAGUGUACCCGUCAGCUCUGACCUUGGACCUCGCCAACAAGAUGAUCUACUGGGCCGACACGUAUCUGGAGUGUAUAGAACGCGCUGAUUAUGAUGGGAAUCAUCGGUUGACUAUCCGGAGAGGUUAUGUGACCCAGAAACUGCAGCACAUAUCCCUGCUGGAGACGACACUGUUCCUCCCCGUGUGGGGCAACAGCACCAUAGCCAUGGUCCCGCGGUACAGCCGCGACCGGCGCCGCGCCGGCGAGGUGGCGCUGGACGCGCGGCCCACCGCCGUGCUGGCCUACCAUCGUCAGAGGCAGCCCACAGUGCCGCACCCGUGCGCGGUGAACAAGGGCGGGUGUGCACACAUGUGUGUGACGUCAUACCGCGCCGGCCGGCCGCAUGCGUUCUGCCUCUGCACGCACGGGUACCGCUUGUCUGGACUUAAGGAUUGCGUUCGCGCGGAGCUGGACAGCUACCUGGUGGUGGCCCGCGGGUCGCCGCCGCUGGUGCAGGCGCUGGCGCUGCGCGGGGCGCACGCGGGCUGGGAGGCGCUGGCGCCCGCCACCGACGCCGCGCGCCCCACCGCCGCAGACGUCGACGUGCGCGCCGGGUACCUCUACUACUGCGACGUGCACAGAUACGAGAUUGUGCGACAAAAGCUCUCCGGAGCUGACAGAGAAGUUUUCAUAGAGCAAGACGUGGACAACUGCGAGGGAAUCGCUGUCGAUUGGAUGGCUCGUAACCUGUACUGGACGGAUGACGCGCUGGGCCGAGUGAGUGUGGCGAGCUUGGACACGGGUACCCGCCGCGCGCUCGUACACGAGCCCAACUUCAACCCGCGCUCCAUCGUACUGGACCCCGCCAACGGGCUGAUGUACUGGUCGGUGUGGGCGUCGGCCGUGGCUGCCCGCGGCCGCAUCGAGGCCGCCCGCCUGGACGCCAGCUCCCGCCGCACGCUACUGGACACCGACCUGCUGUGGCCCAACGGACUGGCGCUGGAUCUUGACAAGAACGUGCUUUAUUGGUGUGACACGUACCUGAACAAGAUCGAGAAGAUGGCACUGCCGGCGGGCAAGCGCGAGCUGGUCGCGCAGAAUACUGCGCAGACGCCGCUCCUCAAACCAUAUGGACUGGCUCUCUAUGAGGGCGCAAUACUGUGGAGCGAGCACGGCACGGGUGUGAUCAAGAAGCUGGAGAACGGCAACGUGACGGUGGUGCACACGCUGCCGCCGCCGCUGUACGAUCUGAAGCUCAUAUCCAACACCGCACGGAUUGGUGCAAACAAGUGUUCGUACAACAAGGGCGGGUGCUCGGAGCUGUGCCUGUGGCUGGGCGCGGGGCAGUACACGUGCGCGUGCGGCGAGGGCCGCGUGCUGGACGCCACCAACCGCAGCUGCGUGCUCAGCACCGCGCCCGCCGCGCCGCGCUGCACCGAGGGGCGGUUCCACUGCGGACGCGGACGUUGCAUCGAUGCCUUGUACGUGUGUGACGGCGACGCGGACUGUCCUGAUGGCUCUGAUGAAGAUUCAUCGCCUGCCGGACCUUGUGCCAACGUGACCUGCAGUCAGGAGCAGUUCAUGCAGUGCGACACCAACCGCUGCAUCCCCAAGAACUGGGUCUGCGAUGGACUCACAGAUUGUGCGGACGGUGCUGACGAGACUGCGCAUGCGUGCUCGCGUAUCGCGUGCGGCCCGGAUCAGUUCGCCUGCGCCACCUCCCGACGCUGUAUACCCGCCGCCUGGCGCUGCGACGGCGCACGGGACUGUGGGAGAGAUGACCCCAGCGAUGAGAGGGAUUGCCGUAACCUAGAAUGCAGCGAGGAGAUGUUCCGCUGCAGCAACGGCGCAUGCGUCCCGUGGGAGUACAACUGCGACGGCCACGCUGACUGCGCUGACGCAAGCGACGAGCGCGCCUGCCCCACGCCCCCCACUAUACCCGGGGGGACGGGAACUAAUCAUACACCCAGCCCACCCAAUAGGCUACAUCCACAUCAUGAUGACAGGACUCGAUUGUGUGAGGACCACGAGUUCCAGUGCAAGGACCAGGAGUGUAUCCGUAUGGAAUUCCGCUGCGACUCCCGAGUGGACUGCCUGGACGGGUCUGACGAAGCGGAUUGCACAGAGGUCCGACCAAAGACCACGACGACACCAGCACCUACCCAGCAACCUGUGGAGGACACCGGCUGUGUGGCGCCGGCGCUGCGGUGUGACAACAACACGCGCUGCGUGCCGCUGCUGCAGCUGUGCGACGACAACGCCGACUGCGCCGACAACAGCGACGAGGCAGACAGAUGCGGCGAGCCAAUGUGCUUAGUGGCAGCGUGCUCGCACAUCUGCCACCCCACCCCGCAGGGGCCGGUGUGCGCGUGUCCCGCCGCGCUGCACCUACAGCGGGACGGACUCACGUGUGCUGACCAUCACGUCUGCACCGAGUGGGGGGUUUGCAGUCAGUCGUGUGUGCCACAGAAAAACCGGCACAAGUGUACAUGCUUCGACGGAUUCCAGCUGGCCGAUGAUGGAUUUACCUGCAAAAGCACAGACAAAGCAGUCCCCCUGCUAGUAUUCAGCAACCGUCAUGAAGUCCGCGGCGUGGAACUGCCGUCAUUGGCGUCUCGAGCGCUCAUCUCCUCUCUGAAGAAUACCAUCGCUCUGGACUGGCGACGCGACCCCAAGACUGGCAGUGUGGACUUGUACUGGACUGAUGUGGUGGAUGAUAACAUCUAUAAGGGAACUAUUAUUGGCAAUGCUCUAAGCGGCAUCGAGGUGGUGGUGCAACAAGGUCUGUCGACCGCCGAGGGUCUAGCCGUGGACUGGGUGGCGGGGAACCUCUACUGGGUCGAGAGCAGUCUGCACCAGAUUGAGGUAGCAAGGUUGGAUGGCCAGUACCGGCGGACAUUGAUAGCCGGCGACAUGGACAGCCCGCGAGCCAUUGCCGUAGAUCCUAACAUGGGGUACCUAUUCUGGAGUGAUUGGGAGCAAGCAGCGCCGCGUAUCGAGCGGUGUUCCUUAGCGGGUAGACACCGAGUGGGCGUGGUACGGGUCGACGCACUUACUGACGGCGCCUGGCCCAAUGGGAUCACCCUAGACCAUCUCUCCAAGAGACUCUACUGGAUUGAUGCUAGAUCAGACUCGAUCCACACGACCACGUACGACGGCACGGACUACCACGAGGUCCUCCGCGGGCACGCGGCGCUCUCCCAUCCCUUCGCCAUUACGGUGUGGGAGUCGCACGUGUACUGGACGGACUGGCGCUCCAACAGCGUGGUGCGCGCCAACAAGUGGAACGGAAGUGACGUAGCUGUUGUCCAGAGGACGUUGACCCAGCCUUUCGAUAUCAAGGUGAUCCACCCAUCCCGACAGCCAAUCAGCUCGCACAACCCGUGCGGCGUGAACAACGGUAACUGUUCCCACCUAUGCCUCAUCGACGCGCCCGACACCCGCGUCUGCGCAUGUCCGCAUGUCAUGAGGCUCGCCAAGGAUAACGUCACAUGUGAAGUCCACGAGAAAGUCCUACUGUACGGUCGCGCGGGAGAGAUCCGCGGCGUAGACCUAGAAGAGCCCCGGGUACAUAUCAUCCCGACUGUGUCCGGACCACACCUCACCUCACCCGCGGUACUGCAACUGCUGCCUAGUGAGACCGCACUCUUCUGGGCUGAUACAGAGACAAACGAAAUAAAACGCAUAGGCCUCACUGGCGGCCCGGUGCGCGUGAUAGCGGACAGCGGCGUUGAGACUCCGCGCGGCUUCGCCCUGGACUGGGCGGCGCGCCUGCUGUACUACUCCACGGGGUCAGCCCUCGCUGUCUGCAACCUCGCCGGGGAGUACACCACCCUGUUGUACACUGAUCUGCAUAACUUGACGUCGCUUGCUGUUGAUCCGCUCAGGGGCAAGUUAUACUGGUCAGCCACGCCAUCCAGCGGCGAGCGUAUAGAGAUGGCCAACGGUGAUGGUAGCGGCCGCCGCCUGCUGGCCGACACACACAACGACCCGCAGCUCGCCGGAGUCACCAGUUUGUGCGUGGACGUAGAGAGCAACACUCUGUACUGGGUCAACAUCGACUCUGCGACUAUGCAGUAUCUCGACGUCCGUACUGGGAAAAUUACUACGCUGCCCUUGGGUGUGGGCGCGCGGCCGGCGGCUCUAGACGUCUACGGGGGCGAAGUCCUAUGGGCCGACAGCGAGGACAACACGCUACGGGCAUGUGGACGACUUGACUGCUCGAAGCCUAGGCUGCUGAGAAAUAAUACUGAGGGCGUGAUAUCUCUUCGUGUGUACGACGCGAGUAUCCAGAACGGGUCGGCGGGCGCAUGCGCACUGCGUCGCUCGGCGUGUGCUCAGCUGUGCCUGCCUGUCAGCCGGCUGGACAGCGUGUGUCGCUGCGCCACCGGGUAUGCGCGGGACGGCGCGCGGUGCAGAGCUGUGGACGAGGUUCUGGUAUAUUCUGGCAGCUGGGAGAUCCGCGGCUUAUCCCUCACAGGCAACGACACGAGCAACGUACUGCCACCUAUUGCGCAGCUGUCCAUGGCUUCUUCUAUCGAUUACCAUGCAGAGGGCGAAUGGGUGUACUGGGCGGACUCAGAGGGCGGGUCCGUGUGGCGCAUCAAGCGGGACGGCACGGCGCGCGCGCUGCUGCUGCACCACACCGACCCGCUCGACGCGCACGCCGCCGACUGGCUCGCUGGUUUGGCAGUGGACUGGGUGGGCGGUAAUAUGUACUGGUCGGACCCGCGCCGCAACCUGGUGGAGGUGGCGCGUCUGGACGGCAGCCACCGAUACGUGCUGCUCGAUACGGAUCCCGACGCUGUCACCACAUUAGCGGUGGACCCGGUCCGCGGCUGGUUGUUCCUGUCAGGGGGUGGUUGGAUCCAGCGGGCGCGGUUGGACGGUUCCUCUAGAGAUCUCCUGUACAACGGCACUGCAGUCGCCGACAUCGCUAUUGAUUCCAAGAAUGAGUUGAUCUACUGGGCAGACACGUGGGACGUGUCAGUGUGGCGCAUGCAGUACUCUGGCCUGGGCCGCACGCAGCUGGCCCGCGGCGCGCCCUUCCACCACCCCGUCGCUCUUGCCCUCCACAACAACACGCUCUAUUGGCUCGACACAAUGCUGAACCGUGGUAGCGUGGUAUCAGCGCCGCUGUCCAACCUGAGUGACUACCGUGUGUUGAAGGAUAACGCAGGGGACAGCCUCAAGGAUAUACUGAUCUGGUCGCAAGCGUCGCAAAGUAUCCCGGCGCACAACUCGUCGCUGGCGGCCAACCCGUGCGGCCGCGACAACGGCGGCUGCGCGGCGCUGUGCCUCUACGACGGCGCCCGCGCCCGCUGCGCCUGCCCGCACGGGGACCUGGCUGCGGACGGGAAGAACUGCACACCGUACACGUCAUUCCUGAUGUACUCUCGCGUGACGAAGAUCGACAGCAUACACCUACGAGACGAGAAGGACCUCAACUCACCGUACCCGCCCAUACAGAACAUGGAACUAAUGCGCAACGCGAUCAGCCUCGCGUACGACUACAGUUCGCAACGGCUAUUCUACUCCGACAUUCAGCGCGGGUCCAUCAACACGGUCCACUUCAACGGCUCCGACCACCGCGUGUUGCUUGAACAAGUAGCAGCAGUAGAAGGCAUGGUGUUUGCCUCUCACACGGGCGAGUUAUACUGGACGUGUACCAGCGCGGCGGCCAUCCGCUCUGUCAAGUUGUCAGCCCUGGCGUCGUUGGCGCUGCCGGACCGGGCGAGUGUCCUGCGGACUGUACUACGGCUGCCCACAGGAGCCCGACCACGGGGGCUCGACAUCGAUCCUUGUGAGAGCCGUCUGUACUGGACGAAUUGGAACGAGUCAUCCCCGAGCAUUCAGCGAGCGUAUACAUCAGGCCUAGGGCUCCAGAGCAUCGUGUCCACAGACAUCAUGAUGCCCAACGGCCUGGCCCUCGACCACAAGGCCAAGAAGAUCUACUGGGCUGACGCGAGGCUCGACAAGAUUGAGAGGAUGCACUAUGAUGGGUCACAUCGACAUAUAGUGACGCAGUCCAGCACGCAGCACCCGUUCGACGUGGCGGUGGCCGGCGACUACGUGUUCUGGACGGACUGGGUGGCGCACGGCGUGUUCCGCGCCGACAAGCGCGCCGGGGACGUGACGGCGCUGCGCCGGGACGUGCCCCGGCCCAUGGCCGUCGUCGCCGUCACCGACAACCAUCAGAUCUGUUCCCGCGACCCCUGCCUGGUCUUGAACGGCGGUUGCGCUGAAAUCUGCACGAUGGACGAAUCAGGCCUCGCGUCCUGCCACUGCGGCGCGGGCCGCGAGUUGUCCUCAGACCUCCACUCCUGCAGGCCUUUAGACAGCGUGUGCGCAGACAACCAGUUCUCCUGCGCCGAGGGUGCCUGCAUACCUAACGAGCUAGUAUGUGAUGGAGUACCGCAUUGCAGUGACACUACAGACGCUAGCGACGAGGAUCUGUACUUCUGUACGUCCCGCGUGUGCCCGGCGGGCUGGGUGCCGUGCGGCGCGGGCGGGCGCUGCGUGGCCGCGCGCGGCGUGUGCGACGGCCGCGCCGACUGCGACGACGGCACCGACGAGGCCGGCUGCGACUGCCAGCCCACGCAGUUCAAAUGCGACGACGGCAUGUGCGUGGAGAUCACGGCGCGCUGUGACGGCGUGCUGCAGUGCGCCGACGCGUCCGACGAGCGCGCCUGCGCACUGGCGUCGUGCGCCGCGCUGGGGCCGCAAGCGGUGCCCUGCGGCGCCGGCGCCGACUGCUACAUGCCGGCCUGGCGCUGCGACAAUCACACGGACUGUCCUAACGGGGAGGACGAGGUCGGGUGCCAAGAAGAAACAGAAGACUCGGACAAGAGCAUAAUAGAUUCUCUAGAAGAAUCCGGCGAGGGUUGCGGCCCGCUGCAGUUCACCUGCGGCAGCAGCGGGGCGAGCAAGGCGGGCGGCGCCGAGUGCGUGCCGCUGGCGUGGCGCUGCGACGGCCGCGCCGACUGCACCGACGGCAGCGACGAGACGCUGCAUUGUGGUCACACGAACACCUCAUCGUGUACAUCCACGCAGUUCGCGUGCGGUACGUCGGGGCCGGGCGGCGGGCCGUGCGUGCCCCUGAGCGCCCGCUGCGACGGCGUAGCGCACUGCCCGCACGCCGAGGACGAGAACAACUGCGCCUGCGCCGCCGGCGCCUUUAGAUGUGUGUCGUCGGGCGCCUGUCUUAAUGCGGAGUUGUACUGCGACGGCGACUCGGACUGCGUGGACGGGUCGGACGAGCCCCCCGGCUGCUCGCCCCGUACCCCCGCCGCCACCCUCGCGCCCCCCGCGCCCCUCUGCGCCGGCAUGCCGGGGGCGCUCUACUGCUCUGGGAAAUGCAUACCAAGAGAGUUACUCUGUGAUGCCAGAGACCACUGUUUGGAUGGGCUAGGACAAGGCGCUGGGAGUGAUGAGGAUCCCUAUAUGUGUGCGUCGUUCACCCGUGCGUUUGGCUCGGGAGUGGAGCAAGCGGUGGCCCCGGUGGGCGCAUGCGCGCGCGGCCACUGGCAGUGCGGCAACGGCGCAUGCGUGCCCGUCAGCGCACUCUGCGACGGAGACGACGACUGUGGGGACCUCACUGACGAGUGGCACUGCAAUAUAAACGAGUGUCUAACGAUGAACGGCGAGUGCGCGCACAACUGCACGGACUUGGCCGUGGGGUUCGCGUGCUGGUGCCGCCCGGGGUGGAGGCGGGCCGGCGCCGGCGCCUGCGCAGACGUGGAUGAGUGCCAGGAGGACGAGCCCUGUGACCAUCACUGCCGGAACACCAUGGGUAGCUUCGUCUGUUCGUGUGCUAAAGGAUACAGACUGAUGUCUGACGGCAUCAGUUGUGCACCGAUCAGUUCAAUAAAAGCGUCGUUAAUCUUCACGAACCGCUACUACAUCCGGCGCGCGCCGCUGGAGCCCACCGCGCACGAGCCGCCCACCUCGCUCAUAGUGCACAACCUCACCAACGCCGUGGCGCUGGACAUGGAGUGGGCCAGCGGUUGCCUCUACUGGAGUGACGUCACGCGCCUCGGCAGCUCCAUCAAGAGGGUCUGUCGGGCGUCUAGUGUGCCUGCUUCUACCAGCGACGAUUAUCAGCUGCUCCACGGGGCGACGCUGCAGAACCCGGACGGUCUGGCAGUGGACUGGGUGGCGCACGUGAUGUACUGGUGUGACAAGGGCACUGACACCAUCGAGGUGUCCCGCCUCGACGGCCAGCACCGCCGCGUGCUGCUGCGCGGCGGGCUCAGCGAGCCGCGGGCGCUGGCGCUCCACCCCGCGCGAGGGACCAUCUACUGGUCGGACUGGGGCGCGCGGCCCCACAUCGGCCGCGCCGGCAUGGACGGCAGCCAGCGCGCCGUCAUCAUCGGCUCGGGGCUCGGCUGGCCCAACGCGCUCACCGUCUUGCACCACUCCAACGAGCUGUACUUCGCCGACGCCCGCGAGGACUACAUCGCCGUGGCAGACCUCGAUGGAAAGCAUGUCCGGGUGCUGUUUUCCAGAGAGCGCAUGCCGUGGCUGCAGCUGCACCACGUGUUCGCUCUGGCGGUGUGGGAGGGCCGCGUGUAUUGGAGCGACUGGGAGACGCGCGCCAUCGAGUCCUGCCGGCGACGACCCAACCCGCAUUAUAAGGAAACGAACACAACAAACCUGAGCGCCGGCGGUGCGUACGAGUGCAAGACCGUAGUGCACGUGGUACACAAACCCAUGGACUUGCGCAUUUUCCACCCCGCACGACAGCCAGAGUACCCAGAACUAUCUGCCCUUUGCGAGAAGCUCAACUGUUCGGGUCUCUGCCUACUAACCCCGGCCCCUGAAGGCGGUACAGCGGGCGCCACAUGUGCGUGCCCGGAACACUUCGUCCUCAACCCCGACGGCAGAACCUGCGCCCCCAACUGUACAUCCGCGCACUUUGUCUGCAAGACCGCGCUUAAAUGUAUACCGUUUUGGUGGCGGUGUGAUACUCAGGAUGACUGCGGUGAUGGGUCAGACGAGCCAGCGUCCUGCCGGGCGUUCCGAUGCGCCCCAGGACAGUUCCAAUGCAACAACGGACACUGCGUGCACCCCUCGCAGAUCUGCGACGGACACCAGCAGUGCGGGGAUGGAUCUGAUGAGACAGACUGUGAUGAGUUCACGUGCCUGUCGUCGCAGUUCAAGUGCCCGGGCAACGCGACGGCGGGCGUGGCGGCGCGCUGCAUCCCGGGCGCGGCGGCGUGCGACGGCCGCCACGACUGCCCGGGGGGCGCCGACGAGCGCCACUGCCCGCCACGGACCUGCCCGCCGCUGCACUUCACGUGCGGCAACGGCGCGUGCGUGCCGCUGGUGUGGGUGUGCGACACGGACGGCGACUGCGGCGACGGCUCGGACGAGGGCGCGCUGUGUGCGCACCGCCACUGCGCACGCGACGAGUUCCGCUGCGCCUCGGGCCGCUGCAUCCCGCGGGAGUGGCUGUGUGACGCUGAGGCGGACUGCCCCGGGCGCGAGGACGAGGCCGAGUGCUCGUCCCGGUCGGCUCCCCCCUGCGAGCCGACGUACUUCCGCUGUCCAUCCGGCAAGUGUAUCCCGGGCAGGUGGCGCUGCGACUUCGAAGACGACUGUGGAGACCGCGCCGAUGAGAUGAACUGCCAACCCCGGAACUGCUCCGAGACUGAGUUCAGAUGCAGCAACGGUGAGUGCAUCCGCGGCUCGCUGCGCUGCUCGGGCGCCGCGGAGUGCUCGGACGGCUCGGACGAGCGCCAGUGCGCGCCCACCUGCUCGCCGCAGGCCCGCGCCUGCAACCACACGCCCGAGUGCGUCUUGAACGAGUGGUGGUGCGACGGCGAGGCGGACUGCGGCGACGGGUCGGACGAGGCGGAGUGCGCCCCCUCGGCGGAGGCGGCGCCCGCGUGCGGCUCGCGCCUGGCCUGCCGCGGGCCCCGCGCCGCCUGCCUGCCCGCCGCCUGGCGCUGCGACGGCAAGAGGGACUGCGCCGACGGCUCCGAUGAGAGCGCCCAGGCAUGCGCGGUAGCCUGCCAUCCGCCUAUGUUCAGAUGUGACAACGGCAAAUGCGUCCCUCCGAACUUCGUGUGCGACGGAUACGACGACUGCUCGGACCAGAGCGACGAGAACAAACACCUCUGCGUUCGUUUGAGAUCAGCAUGUCUACUGCACGAGAGUAUGUGCGACGAUGGACGCUGCGUGCCGCUCAACGCCAGCUGCGCUAUUGGCGGUCCCUGCAACUGGCAGACUUGUUCACAGCUCUGUUUACCGAAACACAACCAAAGUCACGUGUGCAAAUGUGUGCCGGGAUACAAGCAGAGAACGCUGCCUGACGGCAGUCUUACCUGCGAAGGCGAUGGUGACAAAGCGAAGGUGAUAGUGGCGGAGUCCGGAGUGCUGCGAAUGUGGGAGUUGCACAAACAGGAACACGACCACAGCGAGGAACCUGUUGAUAUCGACAAGUCCGAAAUAACAUCAAUAGCAGUGGCGCUGCUAGGCGGGCGCUGGUGGGCGUGGUGGGCGGAUGCGGCGGGCCGCAUGCGGCGCCUCGACGUGACGGAAGCGGCCGCCGCGCCACCCGCGCCGCUAGCGGCGCACCUCGCCAGCGACGUUGUUCGCGACGGCGGCAUCAUCCGCGGCAUAGCCAUCGACGCGGUGUCCCAGCGCGUGUACUGGACGGCGGUGCAGGCGGCGCCGGGCCGCGCCGGCGUGGGCGCCGUGUACUGCGCCGCGCUGGACGGCCGCCGCCGCCGCACGCUCUACAGCAGCGCCGGCGCCGAGCCCGACGACAUCGUCAUACACAACGCCACUAGACAAAUGAUAUGGUCGGACCGCGGGUCGGACCCGGGCAUAAUGAUCGCCAGCCUCGACGGCGGGGCCCCGCGCUGGCUGGUGCGCCGCCGCCUGCGCCGGCCCGGGGCGCUGGCGCUCUACCCGCCCGCCAACAGGCUGUACUUCCUCGACACCUACUAUGACACCCUGGAGAGCGUCAAGAUUGAUGGCAGCGACAGAGUUACCAUCGCUGUGUUCACACAUUUCGAGACCACGCCGGCUAACCACAAAGAGUCGAGCAACAAGUCGUGGCCGGCCGUGGCGGCGGGCGGGCGCGCAUGCGUGCGCAUGGCGGCGUGGGAGGAGUGGGUGUGGUGCGGCACGCGGCGCGGCCUGGUGCGCGUGGCGCGGCGCGGGGGGCGCGGGGGGCGCGGGGCCGCCGCCGCCGCGCGCCCGCAGCUGGCGCUCACGGCGCUCGCCAUACUGCACCCCACGCUGUUCCUGCAGCCCGGUGUGGACCCGUGCGUGAAGGCGGACGGCAGCCCCACGUGUCACCCGAGCGCGCUGUGCGUGCGCAGCAGCAGCAGUAAGGGAUAUAGCUGUCUCUGUCCCGACGGACUCAGCCUCGGACCAGAAAUACCGCCUUCACCGACGGGUCAAGACCAGCGUCAAUGCAUAAUAUCAAGUCCACCAUCGGCGAGCAACACAUCGUGCCCUCUCCUUUGCGGGGUGGGCAGCUGCGAGCGUGACGCGCGCGGCAAUGCGCAGUGCCGCUGCCCACCCUUGUACGACGGCGCGCACUGUCAACACUACCGUUGUAUGAGGCACUGCCUUCACCGCGGACAUUGCAUGCUCAAUGAUGAUGGGAUCAGUUUGAAGUGCAUCUGCCCCGCGGGCUACACGGGCGGCCGCUGCGAGCUGCCGGUGUCCGGCGGGCGCGGGCCGUGCGCGCGGCACAGCUGCGAGAACGGAGGCACCUGCGUGGUGCACCACUACUCGCCGCGCUGCCAGUGCCCGCCGCAGUAUACCGGGGUGUCGUGUGAGCAGUGUAGCGACAAGCCGGAGUGUCCGGCGGGCUCGGUGUGCGUGUGGACGGACGGGGAGGCGCAGUGCAGCGCCGCCAUCUGCAACGGGUUCUGCUUCAACCAGGGCACGUGCGCGGUGUCCCAGGACGGGCGCGUGUCGUGCUCCUGCCCACCCCCGUGGGCCGGCGACCGCUGCCAAUCCCGCGCAUGCGUCGACGCGGACUGUGCCACCAAUAACACCAAUGACAGCGAGUACGAUGACCACGACUACCGACCACAUCCUAUGUCAGAGUGCAACCCGGGCGAGUGCAAGCACGGCGGGCAGUGCCUGGGCGCGCAGGGUGGGCGCGUGUGCCGGUGCGUGGGCGCGUGGGGCGGGCCGCGCUGCGACCACUACGUGGGCCACGACCACGCCUGCAUCGCGCGCGCCUGCCCGCCCGCCUCCUUCUGUGCCUGGAAGCCCAUGCUGAACCACGAGGACGCGGGCGUCCCGUUCUGCGCGUGCUACGAGGGCGCGCGGUGCUCCGCGGCCGAGGCGGGCGGCGCGGGGGCCGCGGGGGCGGCGGGCGGCGGCCACGGCGCGUGGGGCGGCGCCGCUGUGGCGCUGCUGGUGCUGGUGGCCGCCGUGCUCGCCGCCUUGUACGUCAUACACCGCAGGAGGCACGGAGCGUUCGUGCACGCGCGGCUGGCUGACAACGUGGAGAUCAAUAACCCGAUGUACCUCGCCGGCGAGGACGAGCCUGAACCACGAUUGAACCACACGCACAGCAAUGGCGGCAACCACUUCGCGAACCCAGUGUACGAGAGUAUGUACGCCCCACAACAGAACAAUCCUACAGAGGAGCACGCAAACCUACUAGACGGGUCCGGCGACGGUUCACCGCCGCCCGCCGAGCAAGCCGCGUUGCUCUGAACGCCGGCGAGAAGGACAUCGUUCUAGUAAUAUGACGUUACGAUCAUGUAGAACAUUGUUACAAUUUAUUUGACGUAAAGGUUGGCAACCCUCACCUCACUUAUGUUACAAGUCUCGGGCAAAUAAACAUGGAAGCAAGUUUGUUGACGACACUCGGAUAACCACUGUUGGAGGCGACGUUGGCUCCGGUAAAAAAACUCCUUCGAAAUGGUGUUAAAAUUGACUGUAAUGAAUUAAAACUAGGAAAUUAUUCACAUAAGUUAAAGAGACAAGAAAAACAUGCCCCGUCGGCAAAGUCGUAAGUGAUAUUGCCAGAGCAAAAUAUAUUACAAUAAAAUAUAUAUACUUAUUAAGUUUUGGGCCGAUACUAUUUAGUUUGCCAUCGACACGAUAAGAAGAUUUUGAUGUUGCCAACACAGCCUAUAUGUCUGCUCUGUCAAAUUUUACCUGCCUAUAACUGUGCCAAACUAAGAUGUAUUAUUCAAAAUGUAAUGACGAUAAAAACUAGAAGCUCAAAUGUAGGCGGCAGCACUGUUGAGUGUUCCUAAAUUUUGACAGUUCUCCAUAAUGGCCCCGAUUCCUGCAGACACCGCCUAAUUUUAUUUUAAGUUAUAUCCGUCAUUUUCAUAUCCGUCGAAAAGGAAAGGGACGGAUGAUUCACAGCUCGUAAUUUUAGGAAGAUUGAGUAAAUGAUUUAAUAACCCGGGCGAAUCAAAAAGGUACGUCCCUGGUAUGCAAUCCGUUUGACGUGCUGUCUACUUAACUGUGUCGGGUUAUUGACUGAUGUAAAAUUUUUAGACGGCUGUUUUAGAUUUGUGCAUAACAUUGACGUGUGUUCCAUAAAUUUUAUGCUUGUCGAUUACCCGUCCCUUUCCUUCUCGGCGGAUAAGAAAAUGACAGAUAUAACUUAAAAUAAAAUUAGAUGGUAUUUACAGGAAUUAGCACCACUGUCCAUUUAAAAUUAGUGAUAAAUUGCUAUAAAAUGCGGCGCAACGUGGUUACGAAAAAGAAAAGCAGCCAGUUGGAAAAAGGCAGUAUUGAUUAAAAAAAUUUCUAAUUUCUAUUUUUUCUAAGUUUUUGUAAUUUUUCUUCUUUCCGAAACCAAAACAAUAAUGUUUCUUUAUUCAAUAGUAUGGGGAACUGUCAAAAUUUAAGAACACUCAAUAGUAGCGACACCUGACGGGAGAAACAGGCAGUUUUUAUCCUCAUUUUAACAUCACAAUUAAUUUACAUAAAUAAUUAUUAAGUAUUUACUUAUUUAUUAUUUACAAACAUUUUGAUAUAAAAAAUCCUUUACAAUUUUGUAAAUACCAAAGUGUAAUGAAGACGAAUUAUUAUUUUUCCCAAUUUUUUUUUAAAUUAAUUUGUCGGCACAAUAUUUUUUAUCGCGUAAUUAAAUUUAAUAUUUUUUUUUAUCGCUUAAUUAUAGAAUCUCAUUUGGACGACCAAAAUCAUUAACUUGAUAAUAUAAAGUAUAGCAAAUAAAGAUCUAUACAUGACAACAAAUUUAGUGUAACCUUUAUCUCUAUGCGAAAGUAGAUAGGACUUUAAAAAAAAACUUAAUUAUAUUGCAAAUACAUACCUACUUAUGUUACCUCCACAGUUCUAAAAAACCUUUCAUGUGAUUGGUUGAUUUUAACUCUGUAAAAAUUAUCACCAAUCGCAUUACUUAUGCCAUUGUGGCGGACCCUACUAGUUGGCCAGCUAGUUCCGCCCACAUGCAUCAGAUGG